AAAGUGGAGAAAAUAUACACUCCAAUCUCAAUUGUUCAUUAAAAAAAAAAAAAAAAGGAAGAACAGAGAUUCAGAGAGAUGGCUAGUGCAAAAACUAUUGUAACAUUUGCUCAAUUCUCCUUCAUGGGAAUAUUACGUUUGGUCUUGCUUUCGACUUUAGUUGUUGCAAAAUAAGGAUAUUUGAGUGAAAAUGAUAGCAGUGAAAGAUGGAAACUUGUAUGUCCUCAACAGUGAUUAUGAUUUAGAGGAUGAUGGAAACUCAAAAAGCAAGUUCCCUGAAUUUAAUAUUGAGGUUGAUAUGGAAAAUCCUCAAGUUAGAGUUAGGAUGCUGUUUGCAAGUAGGGAACAAUUGAAGGAAGCUGUCAAGCAAUACUCGAGGAAGAAUAAACUUGCUAUUAAAUUUAAAAGGAAUGACAAGGACGUGGGAAUUGAUGCGAAUGAUUGUAUUUAUCUCAUUGCUGUUGCUGUUGUUGAAUUAGAAAAUAGAGAAUCUUGGGAAUGGUUCUUGGAGCUGUUGAAAGUUGAUCUUGAAAUUGUCAACUCACAAGGUUAUACAUUCAUGUUUGACAAACAAAAGGCAACUUAUGAGAAGAUCUAUAGCUAUUUAAUAUCACCUAUUAGAGGGGCACUAGAAUGGGAAGAGAGUAAUAAGCCACCAAUCCUCCCUCUAAUGCUUAGAAGGCCUCUAGGGAGACCUAAGAAGACAAGGAGGAAAGUUGUUGAUGACGAGAAGCCUAAUGGUGGUGGAAAAAUGUGUAAAGUGGGUAUCUAAAUGAGGUGCACUAAACGUGGGAGUGUUGGACACAAUAAAAGGACAUGCAAAGGAGUUGUUGGAGGAAUAAGGAGCUUAAUCCUCAUGAAGUUGUACUUCAUUAUAUGCAAUAAAAUGCAAAUUUAGUA
Molecule: messenger RNA, 900 nt
Organism: Rubroshorea leprosula
Lineage: Eukaryota; Viridiplantae; Streptophyta; Magnoliopsida; Malvales; Dipterocarpaceae
Source: the annotation of a GenBank genome assembly